CAUGGACGUCAACAGCAACGGCUCCAGUGGCAAUGAGUCCCACGGGGAUUCACACAGCAGCGGCAACGGGAAGGACUCGGCUCUCCUGGACACCACCGAGAGCAACAAGAGCUCCAAUUCGCAGAGUCCGUCCCCUCCCAGCAGCUCCAUCGCCUACAGCCUUUUGAGUGCUAGCUCAGAGCAGGACAACCCCUCCACCAGCGGCUGCAGGUAAGCUGGGAUGUGCAGGUAAGGCCUCCCCAGGUGUGCAGAACGCACCUGCAGGUGUGCAACGCAACUCUGGAGAAUGGACGGCACGGGAACGUUUAGUAGGCAGAGAGAGCAAAGCGGGGGAAAAAAAAUCUUGAAUGUUAUCUCCUUGCCUCUUGGAACUCUUUGCUUCCUCUCUAAGGAAGUAAAUAAGAAUAUGGACUUUUUUACUCCAAGGAAGUAAAUAAGAAUAUGGACUUUACUCCAAGGAAGUAAGUAAAAAUAUGGACAUUUUUACUCCAAGGAAGUAAGUAAAAAUAUGGACUUUACUCCAAGGAAGUAAGUAAAAAUAUGGACUUUUUUACUCCAAGGAAGUAAGUAAAAAUAUGGACUUUUUUACUCCAAGGAAGUAAAUAAGAAUAUGGACUUUACUCCAAGGAACAGUGAGCAGUCGGCCCGCGUGAAGACGCAGAAGGAGCUGAUGAAAGCCCUCAAAGAGAUGAAGAUUUGUCUGCCCUCCGAGAAACGCAGCAAGGGGAAAUCAGGCACUCUGGCCACCCUCCAGUAUGCCCUCUCCUGCGUGAAGCAGGUCCAAGCGAGCCAGGAUUAUUACCAGCAGUGGAGCAUUGACGACAGCCAGACCUGCAGCCUGGAUAUGUCCACCUACACCAUUGAGGAGCUGGAGAACAUCACGUCUGAAUACACCCUCAAAAACCCUGACACCUUUACAGUUGCCGUGUCUUUCACCACGGGGAAAAUCCUCUACAUCUCCGACCAGGCGGCCUUCAUCCUGCGUUGCAAGAGAGAGGUCUUCAAGGGGGCGAAGUUUGCAGAGUUUUUGGCCCCGCAAGACGUCAGCAUCUUCUAUGGAUCCACAGCUCCGUACCACCUGCCCUCCUGGGGCGCCUGCCCCAUUGCCACAGCCUCCAUGGACUACACCCAAGAGAAAUCCAUCUUUUGCCGCAUCAGUGGAGGCCAUGCCGGAGGACGGGAGCUUCGCUACUACCCCUUCCGGCUGACCCCUUACCUGACCAAGGUGCGGGAUUCGGACAGCGCCGAGGGUCAGCCCUGCUGCCUGCUCAUCGCCGAGCGCAUCCAUUCGGGCUACGAAGCCCCCAGGAUUCCUCCCGAUAAACGAAUCUUCACCACCAGACAUACCCCCAACUGCUUGUUUCAGGACGUGGAUGAGCGAGCUGCCCCCCUGCUUGGCUACCUCCCCCAGGAUCUGGUUGGGACCCCUGUCCUUUUCUACUUGCACCCUGAGGACCGGCCUCUUAUGCUGGCCAUACACAAGAAAAUCCUGCAAUACGCCGGCCAGCCGUUCGACCACUUGCCCAUCCGUUUCUGUGCCCGCAACGGGGAAUAUGUCACCAUUGACACCAGCUGGUCCAGCUUCGUCAACCCCUGGAGUCGCAAAGUCUCGUUUAUCAUGGGCAGGCACAAAGUGCGGACGGGUCCCCUCAACGAGGAUGUCUUCACCGCCCCCAAAGUCUUGAAGUCCAAGGCCCUGGAGGUGGAAAUUCAGGAGCUGUCCGAGCAGAUUCACCGGCUGUUGCUGCAGCCGGUGCACAGCAGUGGAGCCCCGGGCCUUUGCAGCAACUCGGCCUCCCACGAACAGUUCCCGAGCAUCGCCUCUUCCAGCAACAGCAACGGCUUCCCCUCAGAGGAGGCCCAGGCCCUCCGGCCGGUGACCUUCCAGGAAAUCUGCAAGGAUGUCAACAUGGUGAAGAACCAGGGCCAGCAGGUCUUCAUCGAUUCCCGGGUCAAACCUCUGUCCAUCAAGCCUUCUCGGCCAGCUCUGGAUCCACCCGUCAGUCGCCCAGGGCAAUCGAGGGAGACCUUGAGGAGGGGCAUGGAGACGUGGUCGGGCAAGGCAGCCCCCUCCGAGGACUCGGUGCGGAAGGAGCCUUCCAACUACUCCUACCAGCAGAUCAACUGCCUGGAUGGCAUUAUCCGAUAUCUGGAAAGCUGUAACAUCCCCAGCCGCGUGAAACGCAAGUGUGGUUCGUCCUCCUACACCACCUCCUCCAAUUCAGACGACGACAAGCGGAAAGUGCGCCAACAGGUGGCCGCGCGGAACAAAGAUGUGCCCGAGGAGAGGCUGCCGGCCACAGAGAGCCAGAGGGAAGAAACUGGGGCGGCGGCGGCAGCUGCUGCCGCCGCCGUGGUGGGAAGCCCUCUCACUCCGCUGGCCUUGCCCACUAGCACAGCUGAGAGCGUGGUGUCCGUGACCAGUCAUUGCAGCUUCAGCAGUACCAUCGUCCACGUGGGAGACAAGAAACCCCUGGAGUCGGACAUCGUCAUGAUGGAAGAGACAGUGCCCAGCACCACCCCGCCCGCCCCAGCACUCAACGGGACUCCCGGACGGGAGCCGCAGUACCGCCGGGUGGGCCUGAGCAAGGAAGUGCUCUCCAUCCACACCCAGAAGGAGGAGCACUCCUUCCUCACCCGCUUCAAGGACCUCAGCCAGCUGCACGUCUUCAACUCCCCCUCCAGGCACAGCUGGCAGGAGCUGCACCACCCCCGGGCCCAGAACCAGCGAGGACCCAGAGGCCGGUGCCAGGGCCCUCGCGGGUCAGGCAGACGGGGACGCAGCCGGAAGUCCAAGGCCAAACGCAUCCGGCAGAACAAAUCGUCAGACAGCACCAGCUCCCCCCAGACCUCCGUUGGCUCCCCACCACAGCUGCCCUGUCCCCCAGCCGCCUCCUCUUGGGCCCCCUCCGGCCCUUCCCCGCCCUCCCUCCCAAACAUGUCCUACCCCACCGUUAUGCCCACCUACCCCAUCCCUGUCUUUCCCCCUCGCCCCACCGCGCCCCCGGCCACCGAGGCUUCGCACAACCCCUUGCCGGCCCCUCAGUUCCCCGCCCCUCUCGUCGGCCCCAUGGUGGCCCUCGUCCUGCCCAAUUAUGUCUUCCCCCAGAUGAACAACCCCCUCCCCCAGGCAUACUUUCCUGGGAGUCCCGUUUUCCCCUUCGGGCCUCCGCCGCCGGUUGGCGGCACGCUGGCUCCUGGGCCCGAAGCCGUCCUGCAGGUCCCCUCCCGCUCUUCCACCCCGCACUCGAUGAGCCAGCCCGAGCGGGCCGAAUCCCCCCUCUUCGAGUCGCGCUGCAGCUCCCCCUUGCAGCUGGACCUGCUCCAGAUGGAAGAGCUGCCCAAGCUGAGUGACCGCCAAGAAGCCGCCCUGAGCGGUCAAGCGGGACCAGCCGGCACCUCAGCAGAUUGGGUUGGAGUGUCCGGCGGGCAGGGCCUGGGGAAUGAACUCGGCCCGCCAAAGGAAGCCUGCAUGGUGGAAGCUCAUGAUUCCUCCAACAACGACGCUUUGUCCAGCUCCAGUGACCUCUUGGAUCUCCUCCUUCAAGAAGAUUCGCGCUCCGGCACGGGGUCAGCCGCCUCGGGCUCCAUGGCCUCGGGCUCCAACGGGGAGAGCACGUCUGCCAGCGGGACCACCAGCAGCAAGAGUAGCAACACCAGCAAAUACUUCGGCAGCAUUGACUCGUCCGAGAAUGAUUUACGGGCCAAGAAGCGAUCCGCACAGGAUAACGAACACUUCAUGAAAUACGUCCUCCAGGAUCCCAUCUGGUUGCUGAUGGCCAACACCGACGAUAAGGUCAUGAUGACCUAUCAGCUGCCCACCAGGGACAUGGAGACUGUCCUGCAAGACGAUCGCGAGAAACUGAAGCAGCUGCAGAAGCAACAGCCCAGAUUCACAGAAGAGCAGAAGAAGGAGCUGGCCGAGGUCCAUUCCUGGGUCCAGAAGGGGAUCUUGCCCAGAGCCAUUAACAUCACGGUGAGGAGGCCACUGGCGGCGCCCGGCGGGGGGGGGGGGGGAGGGGGGGAGGGAGGGAUGUCGAGAGCAACAAGGGGCCACCGGAAAAACAACCGCAGGGUUGGAAAAGGGACCUUGAAGGCCUUCUAGUCCAACCCCCUGUUUGAGCAGGGGAUUCUAU
Molecule: messenger RNA, 4136 nt
Organism: Notechis scutatus (mainland tiger snake)
Lineage: Eukaryota; Metazoa; Chordata; Lepidosauria; Squamata; Elapidae
Source: RefSeq, a predicted model, not a curated record